Molecule: messenger RNA, 1345 nt
Organism: Rhopalosiphum maidis (corn leaf aphid)
Lineage: Eukaryota; Metazoa; Arthropoda; Insecta; Hemiptera; Aphididae
Exons: 2
Coding region: 74-1252 (392 amino acids)
Source: RefSeq, a predicted model, not a curated record
AAUUUCCAUGGUUAUUAUUGUCAUUGUUUUAUAUGUUUUUUUUUUUAUAUAGAUUAAACUGUUUAGGAAAAACAUGACGUCGCACGUUAAAAAUUAUGAAAUACGCCGCUGCAGCCGUCCAGUUAUACUGUAUCGAGCGGUCGUGUUGGUCAUCGUGUUGCAGCCGAUCAUAGCUGAUACCGGAAGUUCUGACGUGUACGGCACCACCCUGUACAAGCUCACGGACGACCGGAAGAUGUGGACGUUCGACGAGCGGAUCAAACUCCAGUGCCGAAUGACCGUCGGGUCGUUGGUUCCCGGAGCGAACUUUAGUGACAGCACCGGUGAAAUUUUCCUCGUAUACUUCGAACUGAUCAAAAUCGAGGCCAAGAAAAUCGUGUCGUCUUCGGUCAGGAAGAGCGCGAUGAUCAUCGUCGUGGACGUCUUAGGAGGAUACUUACACGCCAAUCUGCUGCCACGCGUUAAAGAACAGUACUACGAGGGUCGGGCCAAGUAUUCGACAGUUAAAAAGUUACACGAACUCGAAAAAAAUAUCAAACACAUUUUGGGCACGGACGGCCGAGGUUGGGCCAGACCAACACUGAGCGGCCACCGGUCGGAAGAGGACGUGGCGCCGACUGUGCGACGCGCAGGCUGGCCAAGGUCGACAGUUAGGCCCAGGGACGACGACAAGUCGGCUGGCCAUUGCCGCGGCGUGAACGCCAGCCAGUACGGUUUGCUGCGGCGGUGGCGGCCGACGAAGAAGGCGGCGGCAGGCGCCGCGGACGCGGACGACGUCUACACUGACGCCGUACCGUUUUUCGACAACGACACGCUACCGCAUUCGCUGGUGGUUCCGUGGCGUUCCGGGCGGCCGGUGCUGUACAGCGUCUGGGACGCUGGUUGUCACCAGACACUGUUCGAUUACCUCGUGACGGCCACGGCGGCCGGCGCGCGCGUCCGCCGGACCGCCCUGCGCCAAUGGCUGGACGAGGUGGUGUUGCCACUGGUAAAGGCCCCGGCCACGGACCGAUGGUAUCCGGCCCUGUGGGGCGUUACGCUCGUGGCCAGGCGUCUAGCCGAAGCGGACCGCGUCGGCCCGGGCGUUAGUCGCGACAACCGACAGUUGGACUGCGACUGGACGACCGCGGACGCGCCCAACGUCAAUUUUUAUGCGUUCAUCGUGCUGCUGUCCACGGGUGUCUGCUGGUCGGCCGCAGCCCUGUACAUCGCUAUCGGCGGUCACUCUUUCGGUUUUCGCCGCGGCCCAUAAACACCGCGCGACGGUCGAAUCGUUUAUUCCGUUAUUUUUCUCGUGAAGAGGCAUUUCGUUUAUUCAUUUGUUUUUGUUUUUCACGCCGUAGGG